AUGGUAGAUAUACAAGAAUAUAUUAACAAAAAAUUAAGGAUGCAAACAAAAAAACUUGAUAUAAGUGACUCAAAGUUAGAAGAUGAAUUAGACUUAUCAGACUUUAUUAAUCUAGAAGAACUGUAUUGUGGUGAAAACAAAUUAAAUCAUUUAGAUCUUAGCAAGUGUAGUAAUUUAAGAAGAAUUCAUUGUUCAGAUAAUUUAUUAACAAAUCUUGACCUUAGCAAUUGUAAUAAAUUAGAACAUUUACACUGUGCCAAAAACCAACUAAUUAGUCUUAAGUUACCUAACAAUAAAAAUAAUUUAAAACAAUUAGUAAUACAUGAUAAUAAGUUAGAACAAGACUUAUCUUUCUUAGAAGACUUCAAUAAUUUAGAGGAAAUAUAUGUAGGAGGAAAUUUUUUCUCUGGUUCUUUAGAGCAUUUAAAAAAAUUAAAAAAGUUAAGAAACUUAGACAUUAGUGAUAAUAACAUUGACUCUGGUUUAGAAUAUUUGCCUGAUAGCGUUGAGGAAUUUCAUUGUUAUAUAAUUACAAAUCCUCGAGCUGAAGUAGAAAAGAUUUACAAAGAAUUACAACCUUUUGCUGUUGAUGCCAAGAAAGAAUGUCAACAACCUAACACCAGCAGUAAAUGGUGUCAACCUUGUAACGCUAAACAUUUUCAAGAAGAAUUUAAGAAUUGGACUAAAAAUCAAGGUGACUAUUAUGGUUUAGGCUUUGAAGGAGAAGUCGCUUUAAAGAAAUUAAAUAAUUCUCAAAACGCAGAAGCCAGUUUUUUACAAGAAAUUACUAACCAUAAAUUGCUUGGUGAUGGAGUAACUGUUGUUGAAUGCUAUGGUAUAUCAAGAGAUCCAAAAACUAAUAACUAUGCAAUAGUUACAAAAUAUAUGGGAGAAAAUAAUGCCGAUCCUGAAAGGAGACCAAAUGCUGAGGAAUUAAAUAACAAACUAAAUGAUUGGUUUAGUGAAAGUGGCGAAGGUAGAGAAAAUUCUACUUUUUUCAAGCAAAACAUGGAAAUUAAAAAACCAGAAUUUAAAAAAUCUGCUAUAUAUGACAUGAUAACUAUUAAUAAUUCUAUUAUUAAUAACACAAAGAACUCGGAUACAAAUUUAGAAGAUGGUUUUGAAGCAGCAAUACACACUAAAAACCUCCCAGAACCCCAAAACAGUAAAGAAAUAAAUGAGCAAUUCUACAUCCUGGGAAUAGCUCUCAUAGUUGGACUAAUCACUGGAAUUUAUUUCUUUACUAGUUUCAGUAACAGCAAUUCUCCAACUAAAUCACCUUCCGAUAAUCCUUUACCUAAUCCGGACAAUAUUCAAUAUUUACCCAGCGAAGAAGAAGCCCAAGCCAAAAUCAACCAAAUAAAAUCGGCUAAAAACCUUGAUGACCAACAAGCCACCAUUGAAUUCCUAACCCAAUAUGUCCCUCACAUAAACAAUUACCAAGAAUUAGGCCGCCGAAUAUCCGAAGAAAUUAAUACUCUUUUAUCUUCCUUAAAUUCCCAAUUCCCUAAUCUUUCCCAGGUCAAAGACUUAAACGCUUUAAUGGAAACUUUUUUGAGUAAGUUUUUUCAAGGUUAUGUUUACAGUGAAAUUCAGGAUGAUUUAGGCAAACAGUUAACUAUUGAUAAUCAUGAGAAAUACCGACCUCAGAAGACGGGUAAUUCAACUGAAAAUUCCAACUGGGGUAUUCUUUUCUAUGAGUUUGCUUUUCAAGGUGGUUCAGCUCCUAAUCCGGAAACUCCUCCCCAAAAUUCCGAUGCUCCCAUUAAUCCUCCUUCUAGCAAUCCCCAAAUUAAGCAACUCCAAGACCAAGCCGAAGAAAUUAGACAAUUACUAAAACCUUGUGAAGAAUUAGUUAAUUCUUUGGAACAAAUUAAAAAAGAUAAAGAGAAUUUAAUAACUCAGUUAGAAGAAAAAAAGAAAAAUUUAGACCCCAACGAUGCAAAAGAUAAGAUUAAACUGAUUGAUAUAGAAACUGAAAUAAGUAAAAUUGAACACACAAUUACUAUGGUUGGAUUUAGUAAAGAUGAUUUAGAGAAGAUAAAAAGAGAAGUAAACCGAUUUGAAGACAUAUUAUCCAGUUGGAUAGGGAAGGAUGAUGAAUAUCGCUUUGAACCAUUAAUUCCUGAAUUUCAGAAAAGUUUUUCUGAAUGUAAAGCCAAUUUUCCCUCCGUGAAAAAAGCCCUAGAAGACUUUUGUAAUAAUUAA
Molecule: messenger RNA, 2208 nt
Organism: Entrophospora sp. SA101
Lineage: Eukaryota; Fungi; Glomeromycota; Glomeromycetes; Entrophosporales; Entrophosporaceae
Source: the annotation of a GenBank genome assembly